This is a messenger RNA of Papaver somniferum (opium poppy), 1735 nucleotides long. Its product is annotated as aspartic proteinase-like protein 2. The record is from RefSeq and is a predicted model, not a curated record. The transcript has 10 exons. Gene Ontology annotation, molecular function: aspartic-type endopeptidase activity. Gene Ontology annotation, biological process: proteolysis. Lineage: Eukaryota; Viridiplantae; Streptophyta; Magnoliopsida; Ranunculales; Papaveraceae. The coding region runs from base 160 to 1632 and encodes 490 amino acids.
UUUAAUUUUUUUCCGCUUUUCGUUGAAAAGAAAAAGAAAAAAAAAACGCGGCGGAGGUCUCAUCUUCUUCCCUGUAAACUUCUUGACCUCCGUUGAAAAACAAUAUCUUUUUUUCUUCUUUCUUUGAAUUUUUCUUUCUUCAGAUUUUUUUAAAAAAUAAUGGGUAGUCGAUGGAUCUGGAAUUUGACAAUAAUUCUAGUAUUUCUGGUCCAAAAUGUAUAUGGAACCGGAGUAAUUCGUGUUCAUAAUAAAUUUAGGUCAAGAAGAGAUAUGAUUCAUAAUAAUAGAUCUUUAAGUGAUUUUAAAGCUCAUGAUUAUCGCCGACAUUUUCGAAUUUUGUCUCAAGUUGAUGUUGAUCUUCCUAUAGGUGGCAAUGGCGAUCCUACUGAUGCUGGGCUUUAUUUUGCAUCAAUUGGGAUUGGAAAUCCAUCAAAUGAUUAUUAUGUUCAAGUUGAUACAGGAAGUGACAUUUUCUGGGUUAAUUGUAUUGAAUGCAAGAAAUGCCCUACUGAGAGCAACCUUGGUAUAAAGCUGAAGUUAUAUAAUCCAAAGGCAUCAUUGAGUGCGAAAUUGGUUACAUGUAAACAAGAUUUUUGCUCUGCAACAUAUGAUGGCGGUAUACCUGGUUGUACAUCGGAUAUGCUUUGUGAAUAUAGAGUGGUUUAUGGAGAUGGGAGCUCAACUGAUGGUUACUUUGUUAACGAUAUUGUACAGUAUAAUCAAGUAUCUGGGAAUCUUGCAACCACAUCUGCCAAUGCCACCGUCACAUUUGGAUGUGGUGCUAAACAAUCUGGGGAUUUAGGUACAUCUACUGGAGCACUUGAUGGACUGCUUGGUUUUGGACAAGCAAAUACGUCCAUGAUUUCACAGCUAGCUGCAGCUGGGAAAGUGAAGAAGAUGUUUGCUCACUGCUUAGAUGGUAUUAGAGGGGGCGGAAUCUUUGCCAUUGGACAGGUGGUGCAGCCAAAAGUCAAAACAACUCCAUUGGUACCUAAUCAGCCACAUUACAAUGUCAAUCUGAAGUCAAUUGAGGUUGGUAAGGCUACUCUACAACUUCCCACAGAUGUUUUCGAGACUGGAGAUAGGAGGGGGACGAUAAUCGACAGCGGUACAACUUUAUCUUAUCUUCCCGAGGUGGUGUAUGAGCCCCUGAUUUUAGCGAUAUUAUCUCACCAAUCAGAUUUGAAGUUACAGACUAUCGAGAACCAGUUUACAUGCUUCGACUACAUUGGGAGUGUCGAUGACGGAUUUCCAUUGAUCAAGUUUCAUUUUGAAGAUUCGCUUACACUAACGGUUUAUCCACAUGAUUAUUUGUUCUCAUACCACGUAAGUAAUGAAGAUAUGUGGUGUAUUGGCUGGCAGAAUAGUGGAAUGCAAUCUAAGGAUGGGAAGGAUACGAUUCUUCUGGGAGAUUUAGCUCUGUCUGAUAAGCUAGUCGUGUAUGAUCUCGAAAAUCAGUCCAUUGGGUGGAUUGAAUACAACUGUUCGUCUAGCAUCAAAAUGAAGGAUGAACAGACUGGAAGGAUAUAUGAUGUAGCUUCCCAUGAUAUUUCUUCUGCAAGCAGUCUGAUUGUAGGAAGGUUAUUACUAUUUUUCUUACUAACUGCCAUGUUGCAAAGUUUGAUUCAGUAAAAUAUCACAAUUGAAGGGGUUAUACACAGCCCUCAUUGAUUUUGUUGUAUAUUAUAAAUCAUUCCAAUGAAAAGGUAUGUAUGCUACGAGUUUAGUUGCCUCA